AUGAGAAGUUACUUAAUGAGAGGUGCCUACAGGCAAGCUGUGAAAUACUUUGGAAGCGAACACUAUAGAAAGGCCUUCCGUUGUACACCAAUAAUUUCAAUCCUUCAAGCAGAUUACAGAUCAAGAAGGAAUCCUGUAUCUCUGAGAGUGUCUUCCCUGGAAGAACUAAGAGAAAUACUGAGAGUAAGGGAUAGCAAUCCCAACUCAGUAACAGAAUCCUUUUCCAGCAUCACGACGAUUGAGGAUUGUAUUUGGAGGUGUUUAGAUAACUACCAGUGCAUGGUACCAUUACUACAGCAAUUCUCCUGGCUAAAUUUGAGAAUCCACCGUACAAUAACAUUGAAAUAA
This is a messenger RNA of Theileria orientalis strain Shintoku, 348 nucleotides long. RefSeq lists its product as hypothetical. NCBI's taxonomy places the organism in Eukaryota, Apicomplexa, Aconoidasida, Piroplasmida, Theileriidae. Bases 1 to 348 code for a protein of 115 amino acids. The record is from RefSeq and is a predicted model, not a curated record. The transcript has 4 exons.